AUGGCCGCGAGCCUGGGCAAUUAUCCCCAUGGAUGGACCGUCAACACCAGCAAUGUCGCUCCAGCACCAGCACCGACACCAGCACCAGCACCAGCACCGACACCGACACCAGCACCAGCACCAGCCGCGGUCCAAGCACCACCGUCGCUCGCUCCCGCGCAGCUCGAGGCGCGCGAGGGCCCCGCUCCCGCUCAAUGGCAGGCGGUGAAGGACGAAAUCCGCGUGCUGUACGAAAAGAACCCCUUGCGAGAUGUCCGUAAGAUUAUGGAGAGGAAAUACGGCUUUAAAGCGACUGAGCGCAUGUAUAAAGCCCGGCUGUCGCAGUGGGGAAUUAGCAAGAACUACUCCGACAAGGACUAUCAGAUAUGCUCGGUGCUCAACCACCACCGCCAGAAGAGCGGUAAGCGAUCGACGGCCUUCAUGAUCCAUGGCCACAAACGCUCGCUCAAGGACCUUCACAAAUACGUCAAGGGCCGGAAGAUGACCGAAGAGGAUUUCCUCGCGUCUGCUCUAGCCAACGUCGACUGUCACGGCGGAGACCAGCAACAGCAGCCCGAGCAGUACGCCCAUGUUCGCGCAUACACCCCCGAGCCCGAGGUCGAGGGGGACGACACGCCGUCCGCUCCAGCAAGGGUCCGACCGGCCGAGAUUGUUGCCAACGUCGAUCUCAGCCUCAAUGCAAACAUCAGCGCGGCCGCAUUCGCACCCACGGGCACGGCACCUGACUCGGGGGCCUCAGGACCAGCCUUGCGUUCCACCGCCCCCACCUCGACCUCCACCUCCAUGUCCAUCUCCGCGGUCCCGUCUUCCGCGUUCACCACCAUUCACCACGGUUCGCCCACCUCGCAGCAGAAGACCCGAUCACCGCGUGGGAGAGCCUCGCCGUCCAUGCCCCUGACCCUUUCCAGUCAGGUGACACCAUAUGCCCAGCAGCAGCAGCAUCAUCCGCGACAGGGGAGUCGGUUCCCGCCUCAAGAAAGCACCGUCACGUGGCCGCCAUCGUCGAACUCGCCCCAUUCGUCGCGCGGCGGGUAUUUAGUAUCUUCACCACAGGACACGCCCUCGUCCUACACCUUCUCCACGACCCACGAAGCACCCGUGCCUUUCGAAGACCAGGUCCGUCAUGCGGGCAGCUUCGACGACUCCUCCAGCCCCACAAUGCCCUGCCAGCGGCUUGGGCGCGACGUCGAGUUCAUGGCCCUGCAGAUCAUCGACGCGCCGCCGCUGCGAUCGCUGUGCGGCCACGACGACAUCCGCGCCUGGUCCCUCAUGAUGGCGGACAGCACCAGCAGCACCAGCAGCGCCUCCUCCGACGGCGAUGGCAUGGACUACGAGCAGAUCUGCCCGACGUGCCACGAGUCGACGCGUGAACACUUCAUCAGCCUACCCAAUCUGGAGAUGGCGCCGGCGCCGGCGCGCAACAUCCUCAACGUGGCGCACGACGUCGCUGCACCCCAGCCUGCCAUGGCCAUGGCCCUCCCCGCUAGCUCGCGUGGCCACGACCACUCGUGGCGGUGGGUGGCGCGCUGCUUCGCUGCGUGCAUCUACCUCCGGCGGGGGGACCACACGUUGUCGCGGCACAGCCUGGCGGACGCGGACGCCGAGUUCGAACGCAUGCUCGCCCCCCGCCAGGACCCGAAGGUCCUCCUGGCGCUCAACCAGACGGUGCAGAUCCUCCAGAUGCACGACCAGGGCGACCUGACCAAGACGAUCAUGACAUCCGCCUACUACGUCGCCAGGCGCACACUGGGGCCCGACGACCCCGUCACCACCAUGGCACGCUGGAUGGUCUACGUGGCAGACGGGCAGAUGCGGGAUCGCGACAUCACGAGCGCGACGCUCCGCGCGCUGCACGAGACGUUUGUCCGCCGCCACGGCGCCGACGACCCCCGCGCCAUCGCCUCGCUGUACUGCUACGGGUUUAUGCUGAACGUGGAGGCGCAGCCGCAGCGCGCCGAGCACGUGCUGCGCGAGGUCUACGACGUGUCGACCCGCGUGCUGGGCCCGCGCCACCUGCAGUCGAUCUCGGCGCUCACGAACCUGCACCGCGCCCUGCACCGGCAGGACCGCCUAGAUGAGGCCGUGGCCGUGCUGGCCCGCGCGAUCCGAGACUCCAAGGACACGCUAGGCGAGAACCACCCGCGCCGGCUGGAGAGCAUCCGCCUCCUCGCCCUGCUGUACAAGCAGCAGGGCCGGUCCGAGUGGACGGAGCAACUGUACUGGCAGGUGCUGGAGGGGCGGGUCAAAAUGCUCGGCAAAAACCACGCCUACACGCAGGGCAUGAAAGUCGACCUGGAAGCCCUGUUGAAGCAAACGGGCAAGUGGACCGUGAGGAAGAGGGUCCACCGGCAGACACGCCGGAGGAGCAGCAGCAGGGGCAGGGGCAGGGGCAGGAGUACCAGUCGGAAUAGGACCCAGAGCACGAGUCGGGGCAGAGGCAGGGGCAGGGGCCGGGGCAGGAUCCCUCCUCAAGCAGCUGGGUUUCGGGGUGAGAGAGAUUCCGAACUCGUCCAGGAAGAGGAAUUCGAAGUCGAAGUUGAAAGUGAGGCGCAGCUCCGCAUUCAGGAUAUCUUCGAAUGGGAUCCCCACGAGCAGUGGGACGAGACGCGCAGUGAUGGCGGGGACAGCGACGGGACAGGAAGUCAGCACGAAGCAUUCUAG
Cladophialophora carrionii CBS 160.54 is the source of this 2661-nucleotide messenger RNA. RefSeq lists its product as uncharacterized. NCBI's taxonomy places the organism in Eukaryota, Fungi, Ascomycota, Eurotiomycetes, Chaetothyriales, Herpotrichiellaceae. Gene Ontology annotation, molecular function: protein binding. The record is from RefSeq and is a predicted model, not a curated record. The transcript has 2 exons. The coding region runs from base 1 to 2661 and encodes 886 amino acids.